AUGUGCUCAGUAGGAACAACAGGUGUAAUAGAUGAUUCAUGGGGAGAAUCUGAUAUUUCAAUAAUCAGAGGCGGUUUUGGAGCAGCAAGAUAUGCAGGCUGCUGUUGUUGCUUAUUAUUGGGAUUGGGCAACGGCUGGGCAGGCAUAGGUGUUUGUUUUGGAGGUCUAGGAUUUGUGGCAGUUACUGUAGGAGGCGGCAUAAGGGCUUGUGGUUGUGGCUGUGGAAGCUGCAAGAAUCCAGGGGACUGGUUUUGCCAUUGCUGA
Messenger RNA from Cryptomeria japonica (Japanese cedar), 264 nucleotides. RefSeq lists its product as uncharacterized. The record is from RefSeq and is a predicted model, not a curated record. The transcript has 2 exons. Bases 1 to 264 code for a protein of 87 amino acids. NCBI's taxonomy places the organism in Eukaryota, Viridiplantae, Streptophyta, Pinopsida, Cupressales, Cupressaceae.